UAUAGUCAAAACAAACACACCUCUCUCUCUCUCUCUCUCUCUCUCUAGUGAUAUAUCCAGCACAUAAAGCUAACUAGCCAACACUUUCUUCCCCCACUAAGAGAAGCUGCAGACAAAAGGAGAAUUUAUGGAUCAGUGGCCACAGGGUAUUAAAGUACUGGUGAAGCCAAUGGAGGAGGAGCUAGCAUCAUCUAAUAAUUAUAAUCCAUCUUGCACAAGGAGUAAUAUCUUGGAGAUGAGAAAACCAAGCCCUCAACAGCAAUUGAAUUGUCCAAGGUGUAACUCAACCAACACUAAAUUCUGUUACUACAACAACUACAGUCUCACUCAACCAAGAUACUUCUGCAAGACUUGCAGAAGGUACUGGACUGAAGGAGGUUCUUUGAGAAAUGUUCCGGUCGGUGGUGGCUCGAGAAAGAACAAGAGAUUAUCAUCAUCAAUUUCAGCUUCUUCUAAUCCUAAGCUACCUGAUCAUCAUCAUCAUCAUCAUCUAAACCAACCAAACUUAUCAAAAUUUGUUUCUCAAAACCCUAACAGCAAUAAUCAAGGCCAAGAUCUCAAUCUUGCCUUCCCUGGUUCUUUACAGGAGAGUACUCAUCAUAUGCCAAAUUCUGCUUCUUCCUCUUCUUCUGUGGAGCUGCUUAGAACAGCUGGGAACACCUUUGUUCCGACGACACCGAUGCCGGAUUCUUACUCACUCAUGUACCCAUCUGGAAUUUUAUUUCCUCUGCAAGGUCAUCAUCACCUGAAACCUAGUCUUGGAAUCAAUAGGACUAAUAAUAUUAAUGGGGUCCAGCAGGAGAUAAAUAAUGGAGGAAGGGUUUUCUUCCCUUUUGAGCUUUCAAGCAGUAACACAACGACAGAAGCUGAUCAUCAAAAUAAGGGAAGAGGAAGUUCAACCACUGGAUAUAAUUGGACUGGCAUGAUAAAUGGAGGCUCAUCAUGGUAGAAAAAUCCUGAGUUGCAAUCUAGAAUUCUUGAGGUAAGGCUGCUUGCAUCAAAACCUUCUGGGUUUUCACUUGAUAUAUAUAUAUUUUAUUUCUACUUGUUGAAUUCAGAGCUAACUGAUAGGGAAAAUAGGGCACAAAUUGCUUCUUAAUUUGCUUUAUAUUCUCCUCUUCUUUAUAUCUCUCAGUCUCUGGACAUUAAUGUAAAGAGUUUGGAAGAGUCAGUCCUGUAUUCAUAGUUAGAUUUCUUCUAUCAGAACUAGCAGAGGCACAAGUACUGUGGCGUAUGUGUCUCCAAAGUGCUUCAGUAUAUAUAUAUAUAUAUAUAUAUAUAUAUGACCAAUACUAUUUUGUGGGUUAGCUUGCCUGAACAGUUUAUAUCAUGGAGAAUUAAGGCUUAAAGUUGUCUGUC
Tripterygium wilfordii is the source of this 1359-nucleotide messenger RNA. Its product is annotated as dof zinc finger protein DOF3.7-like. NCBI's taxonomy places the organism in Eukaryota, Viridiplantae, Streptophyta, Magnoliopsida, Celastrales, Celastraceae. Gene Ontology annotation, biological process: regulation of DNA-templated transcription. The record is from RefSeq and is a predicted model, not a curated record. The transcript has 3 exons. Gene Ontology annotation, molecular function: DNA binding; DNA-binding transcription factor activity. Bases 128 to 949 code for a protein of 273 amino acids.